Penicillium taxi is the source of this 1182-nucleotide messenger RNA. Its product is annotated as glycosyltransferase family 15 protein. Gene Ontology annotation, molecular function: alpha-1,2-mannosyltransferase activity. Gene Ontology annotation, cellular component: membrane; Golgi apparatus. Gene Ontology annotation, biological process: cell wall mannoprotein biosynthetic process; protein N-linked glycosylation; protein O-linked glycosylation. Lineage: Eukaryota; Fungi; Ascomycota; Eurotiomycetes; Eurotiales; Aspergillaceae. The transcript is spliced from 4 exons. The record is from RefSeq and is a predicted model, not a curated record. Bases 1 to 1182 code for a protein of 393 amino acids.
AUGGCAAUUGCACGUCCGAUUCGAAUGCUGGGUGCAGCAUGCAUCCUGAUCACAUUAUUCCUCAUCUUCCAACUAAGACAGGGCUCUAACAGUACCUCUUCUAAGCUUGUCCAUGGCAUGACCAGGGACCCUCUUCUAGAUCCAACGGGUGAGCCAGCUGGGGAAUUAUGGCGCGCCGACGAGCACGACUACAGUCCUGAAGCCGAGAAAUCCGCUCGCACUAAUGCCGCCCUGAUUUCGUUGGUUCGCAAUGAGGAACUCCACGACCUCCUUAACACUAUGAGCGACCUCGAGAGGACCUGGAACCACAAGUUCAACUACCCAUAUAUCUUCUUCAAUGACAAGGAGUUCACCGAUGAAUUCAAGCAGAAGACUCAGGCUGCCACGAAGGCCAAGUGCCAAUAUGAAUUGGUUCCGAAGGAGCACUGGGAUGUUCCGAGCUGGAUCAACAUGGACCUUUUCCGCGAGUCCGCCCAACUGCUGGAGGAGGAAAAUAUCCAGUACGCUUCAAAGGUAUCCUACCAUCAAAUGUGUCGCUGGAACAGCGGCAUGUUCUACAAACACCCGGCUCUUGACAAGUAUCGCUACUACUGGCGCAUUGAGCCCAAGGUUCAAUUCUUCUGCGAUGUUGACUAUGAUGUCUUCCGCUACAUGGAGGACAACAACAAAACCUACGGCUUCACCAUCAACCUCUACGAUGCGCCUCAGACUAUCCGUACUCUCUGGCCCGAGACCAAGAAGUUCCUAGCGGCAAACCCUUCAUACCUGAGCGACAACAACAUGUGGGAGUGGAUUACAGAUGACAAGGUUCGUCCUGAGCACACUUCUGGUGCCAACGGUUACUCUACCUGCCAUUUCUGGUCCAACUUUGAAGUGGGUGACAUGGAUUUCUUCCGUGGUGACAAGUACGAGGCCUAUUUCCAGCACCUGGACCGUGCCGGUGGCUUCUACUAUGAGCGAUGGGGCGAUGCGCCAGUCCACUCUCUCGGCGUUGGUCUGUUUGCAGAUGCAGCCAAUGUGCAUUGGUUCCGCGACAUUGGAUACAAUCACAUUCCCUACUACAACUGCCCCAACUCACCCAAGUGUAAAGGCUGCACCCCUGGCAAAUCUUACGCUGGUGCAGACUUUCUCCAAGAAGAGGACUGCCGACCUACUUACUUCAAGUAUGUUGGAACACACUGA